This is a messenger RNA of Aspergillus mulundensis, 1368 nucleotides long. RefSeq lists its product as uncharacterized. The transcript has 4 exons. Lineage: Eukaryota; Fungi; Ascomycota; Eurotiomycetes; Eurotiales; Aspergillaceae. The record is from RefSeq and is a predicted model, not a curated record. The coding region runs from base 1 to 1368 and encodes 455 amino acids.
AUGAUCAUUUCAAAAGAGCCGACCUCCCCCCCAACGAUCCUCCAAGCUCUGACACCGGAUAAAGUCACAACCUCCCACUUUACUCACCGACCUCUGGACAACACCCUUCUUGCGGGCAUGGUGCCUAGGAUUCCUGGGACUCCCUCCGCAGUAUCGUCAUCCUCGCCGCUGUUGCGGGCAUCAGCCUCAUCCUCGUCGCUUGCUUCGAUCGACCCACGGUGGAGCUGGGGUCCCAAGCAGACCCUGGUGCGGCGCUAUCAUCGCGCCGUCUGGCCUUCCUACGGGAUCACCACCCCAGUCCCCGAUCGCAGCCCGCAGUUCCCCAUCCUUACAUCGGAAUACAGAUUUCAGACAGGCUACGCUUUGUGCGCCAAAAGGACACCUCGGCCGUUCCCGCCGCCCUUUUUAUCUCCACCCUCGACCUCAUUCUCCGACGCGCUGACGACACAUUACCACAGCCAGGAUAAGAGAUUAUCCGUGAAGGGGGAGCUGAUCCGGGGUCUAAACAACGGCGAUGAUGCGGUCCUGGUUACAGAGAAUAUCCUGGGGGUCAACGACGGGGUAGGAGCGUGGGCUACGAGACCACGCGGUCAUGCCGCACUGUGGUCUAGGCUUAUACUGCAUUUCUGGGCGCUGGAAGUCGAACGAAUACCGAACCCAGAUGCCCCGGUAGAUCCAAUCGCAUACCUGCAACGAGCCUACGAGGAGACGAAACAAGCUACAACGGUCCCGAGCGAAUGGUUCGGGACGACGACCUCAGUAACCGCCCUCCUGCACAAAAGGUUAGACGCAAACGGUACCGAGAAACCAUUGUUAUACGUGACGAAUAUCGGGGACUGCAAGGUCAUAGUCAUCCGGCCAAGCGAGAAAAAGGUCGUCUUUCGGACCGAGGAACAGUGGCACUGGUUUGACUGCCCGAUGCAGCUGGGUACGAAUAGCGUUGAUACACCACAAAAGAAUGCUGUGCUGUCGCAGGUUGACCUGGAGGAGGGAGAUAUUGUUCUCGCGCUUUCGGACGGGGUUCUCGAUAAUCUAUGGGAACAUGAGGUCUUGUCCAUCACAUUGGGAGGCCUCGAGAGAUGGGAGCAUGGUCGAUACGACGAUAAGGAGCUUGAAUGGGCGCCACCGGAGGUGCUUGCAGACGAGAAGAUGGUGUUCCUAGCAAGAGAGCUACUCAAAGCUGCGCUCUCGGUGGCUCAGGAUCCAUUUGCUGAGAGUCCUUAUAUGGAGAAGGCGGUUGAAGAAGGCUUAGCAAUUCAAGGUGGGAAGAUGGACGAUAUAAGCGUAGUUGUUGGCGUGUGCAGGAGGCGUACCUGCGAAGCAGAAACAAGCUACACGAAACUGUCUGAGGAUCAGCCGGCCCCUUGA